Paramecium octaurelia is the source of this 166-nucleotide messenger RNA. The record is from the annotation of a GenBank genome assembly. Lineage: Eukaryota; Ciliophora; Oligohymenophorea; Peniculida; Parameciidae.
AAUGCAUGCAGGUUAAACUAUACCAAGUGUUCAUUGCCAUAUCAUUCCUUAUUAAGGCAAGAUUUUGAUAUCUUAAGCUGAAAAUUAAAAAACGGAGAGAAGUGAGGAAGAUAUGAAUUAGGAAGCUUAAAAAUUAAGAGCCCACUUUGAAUAAAGUUUAUUGUGA